UGAUUACGAUGUUACAUAUUGCUGUGGUGUCACAUUGGACGUUCAGUUAGCUGCCGCAAGUGACAGCAAGAACUGUGACAUCCACAUCAAUUUAAAUAUAUUCAGAGAAAUUUCUAAACAAUGGCAGCAAAGGCAAUUCGAGAAGCAACUGGGAAAGAUUUGAUCAACCGUAAACUUCCUGUUGGAACGAAGGCAGCAAAAUGUAGAUUUAUAUCUAUUACGGAAAAUACAAAUUGGAUUGAUAUUAUCAACGAACAUUCAUGGCUCAAAACGGAAAGAUUAGUUGUUAAACCGGAUCAAUUAAUCAAGCGACGAGGAAAACUCGGAUUAAUUAAAGUAAAUGCAGAUUUAGUUACAGUACAAAAUUGGAUUCAGCAGCACAUGAAUAAAGAACAACGCAUUGGCAAGACAAUUGGAAAAUUAAAAACAUUUAUAAUUGAACCGUUUGUGCCGCACAAACCGGCAGAAGAAGCUUAUGUUUGUAUCUAUUCUCAUCGUAAAGCUGAUACGAUAUUAUUUCAUCACCAGGGAGGUAUUGAUAUCGGAGAUGUCGAUGCUAAAGCUUUAAAAUUAGAUAUACCGAUUGGUGGAAAGAUGCCUGAUCAAUCUAUAUUGAUUGAUAAACUUUUGACAAAUGUGAUGGACGAUAAAAAGGCGGUGAUUGCUGAAUUUAUAGAAUCUCUUUAUAAGCUCUACGUUAAUUUAUAUUUUACGUACUUGGAAAUCAAUCCACUAGUGAUUACGAAUACUGCAAUUUAUAUUCUCGACCUUGCGGCAAAAUUAGACACUACGGCAGAUUUCAUAUGUAAACCAGAUUGGGGAGAAAUCGAUUAUCCGCCACCGUUUGGAAGAGAUGCUUAUCCAGAAGAAGCUUAUAUAGCUGAUUUAGAUGCUAAAUCUGGCGCCAGUUUAAAGUUGACAAUUCUUAAUCCGGAUGGUCGCAUAUGGACUAUGGUUGCUGGCGGUGGUUAG
Wasmannia auropunctata (little fire ant) is the source of this 972-nucleotide messenger RNA. RefSeq names its product ATP-citrate synthase-like. Lineage: Eukaryota; Metazoa; Arthropoda; Insecta; Hymenoptera; Formicidae. The coding region runs from base 121 to 972 and encodes 283 amino acids. The transcript has 4 exons. The record is from RefSeq and is a predicted model, not a curated record.